AUGCCCAACUCACACCAGACCAGAGCUUUAAGGCCUCAUACGAAAUCCAAGAGUGGAUGCAAGGCGUGCAAAGUCCGCAAAGUCAAGUGUAGCGAAUCGCGUCCAUCAUGUACAUCGUGUCUCCGGCGAAAAGAGGCAUGCGAAUAUGACUACGAGCGCAUUCGAUUCCGGCACGUGAGACCAGUCUCCGAGAACCAAGAUACAGCUUUGUCUACAUCAGUAUCCGUAUCAGCAGCGCCAUCUCCAGGUCUAGCUCUAGCAGCGCGUCUAGGCUCAAGCUCACCAACUCCGCCCUACAGCUCCGUCGGCGGCGAUUUCAGCUCAUGGAUCGAAGGCGAGUCGACCGAGCGGCGACUCCUAGAACUGCGACUCCUGCACCACUUCACCUCGUGCACAGUCCAGAGCGGCUUCCCGGGCUGCCACGACGAAGUGAUCUUCGAAAUGUGGUGGCGUGACGCACCUGCGCUGGCGCUGAAACACACGUUCCUCCUCAACAUCAUCAUCUCCAUCGCCGCGCUGCACAUCACCAAGAUCCACCCGGAGCAAGCCGAGAUGGCCGAUACGCACCGUGUGUAUUUCAACGCUGCGGUCGCUGGACUCCGUUGCGCUGUCAGGGACAUCAAUCCUGGAAAUGCGGAGGCGGUGUGUAUCUCCAAUGUCCUGAUCGCGUUACCGUCUUUCAUACUGCUGCAGAAAUCAGAUCUGCAGACGUAUUCGCCGCCGCUGCAGCUCUUCUCGCUUCUUGCUACUAAUAUACCGUUGUUCAAAUCAGCGUGGCAUUUUCUGCCUUUAGGUAGCAAGGUAUAUACAUUUACGACGGCUAAACCGCAUAUUAUGGAAUUCCUCGUGGACACGCGGAAAGAUAUAUACCGUGAGCCAUUUCAGGCAUUCCUGGCCUGGCGCGCGGUUGGCGAAGUCGUGGAUCAGGAGAGCCAAGAGGCGUAUGAAUUUGCCAUGGGCUUUGUCGGGUGUAUCCUGGCCAAUAUAGAGAAGCAACUUGAGGCGUCGCCAUUGCGGCGAUUGCUGUAUAGUUUCCCCACCUUGGUGCCAGCCGUGUUUGUCGAACGGCUCAAGGAGAGGAAUCCAAGAGCUUUGACGGUACUGGCUUAUUACUUCUGUCUCGCGAAAGCCAUGGAUAACGUGUGGUGGAUGAGGGGCAUUGCUGAGAGAGAGGUGUUUGGGAUUCAGAGUCUACUGCCCGAGGAGUGGCAGUGGGCUAUGUCUUGGCCUUUGCAGAAGAUUGCCGGGUUUGCUGCUUCGGGGAUGCCUCCGAUUAGCUGA
Molecule: messenger RNA, 1281 nt
Organism: Lachnellula hyalina
Lineage: Eukaryota; Fungi; Ascomycota; Leotiomycetes; Helotiales; Lachnaceae
Product: Sterol uptake control protein
Exons: 2
Coding region: 1-1281 (426 amino acids)
Biological process (GO): regulation of transcription by RNA polymerase II
Molecular function (GO): DNA-binding transcription factor activity, RNA polymerase II-specific; zinc ion binding
Source: RefSeq, a predicted model, not a curated record